AUGACCAAGCGAACAAAGAAGGUCGGUGUUACCGGUAAAUACGGUACCCGCAUGUCGACACCGAUUCCCUUCCUCGCAUCCGUAACGACUCCUCCGCUGCCUGUGGCUCUCUUUAUGGUCCCGACAACUGUUUCAGAGGCAGGUGGUGGAUUUGGUUCGCACAAGCUAGCCCACAGAUACAGACAGAAAGUUCCACGAGUAGACCAAGGGCGGCACGAGGCAGGAUGGGACCUUAGAUAUGCAGUGACUGGGUAUAUUGAUACGACCGAUACUAACAUCAUGGUCUUUAGUUACGGUGCUUCCCUGCGAAAGCAGGUCAAGAAGAUGGAAGUUACCCAGCACGCCAAGUACACCUGCACUUUCUGCGGAAAGGUCACCGUCAAGCGACAGGCUACCGGCAUCUGGGAUUGCAAGUCUUGCAAGCGCACCGUUGCUGGUGGUGCUUACACCGUUGCGUUCGUACUCCCAACUCUAUCGAGUGAUGCAUGUCAGGAUGGACCACUAACCAGGAAUAGCACACCUGCUGCCGCCGCCAUGCGAUCGACUCUGCGACGUCUCCGAGAGAUUGCUGAGGUUUAA
Fusarium musae is the source of this 579-nucleotide messenger RNA. RefSeq lists its product as uncharacterized. Gene Ontology annotation, molecular function: structural constituent of ribosome. The record is from RefSeq and is a predicted model, not a curated record. The transcript is spliced from 3 exons. Gene Ontology annotation, biological process: translation. NCBI's taxonomy places the organism in Eukaryota, Fungi, Ascomycota, Sordariomycetes, Hypocreales, Nectriaceae. The coding region runs from base 1 to 579 and encodes 192 amino acids. Gene Ontology annotation, cellular component: ribosome.